This is a messenger RNA of Aspergillus steynii IBT 23096, 1309 nucleotides long. RefSeq names its product alcohol dehydrogenase. The record is from RefSeq and is a predicted model, not a curated record. Bases 259 to 1278 code for a protein of 339 amino acids. Lineage: Eukaryota; Fungi; Ascomycota; Eurotiomycetes; Eurotiales; Aspergillaceae. The transcript is spliced from 7 exons. Gene Ontology annotation, molecular function: zinc ion binding; oxidoreductase activity.
UCCGGAACCGCAUUAGAAGUCGCCUCUACCCCGCUUAAUGGCUCGUGGUUUACGGAGUCGCAGCUGAGCUGUCCGGUCGUGCUACGGUCUGCGAUUUAUAUAAUGCAGCCAAGCGCGCCGGGUCUGGAGCUCUCAGUUGAGAACUUAAUACUAUUACUCUCAUCAAUUCACUCUCCCUCUAUCUCCAGCUAGAAGGAGAAACCCAAUUGAUCAUCACCUCCACAGCAAUCGCAGACAAAACACCAGACACCAAGCAAAAUGAGUCUCCCGCAAACCUACAAGCACGCGAUCUUCAAGUCGCUCGGCGCUCCUCUGGUCAUCGAGGAAGUCCCGCUCACGCCGCCCGGUCCCAAUGAGAUCCUCGUGAAGGUCGAGGCUUGCGGCGUGUGCUUUUCCGAUAUGUUUGUGCAGAACAAUAUCAUGGGCGCUGGCUUUCCCCUCGUCCCGGGCCAUGAGAUCGUUGGCCGUGUCGCUGCCGUAGGAGCCAGUGUUUCUGGCUGGACGGCUGGUGAUCGCAUCGGUGGCGCCUGGCACGGUGGUCAUGACGGAACAUGCAAGGCCUGUCGCAAGGGUAUGUUCCAGAUGUGCGACGAGGCAGUUGUCAACGGCGAGACGAAGAACGGCGGAUACGGCGAAUACUGCCUCAUCAACCAAGAAGCGGCCGUCCGCGUGCCCAAACACCUCCCGGCCGCCAAAUACGCCCCGAUCCUCUGCGCCGGCGUUUCCGUCUUCAACUCCCUGCGCCAGAUGAAGGUGCCCGUCGGCGAAACCGUCGCCGUCCAGGGCCUCGGCGGCCUCGGCCAUCUCGCCAUCCAGUACGCGAGCAAGCUGGGAUACCGGGUGGUGGCGAUCUCGCGGGACGGCAGCAAGGAGAAGUUCGUGCGGGAGCUGGGCGCACAUGAAUACAUCGACUCGAGUAAGGAGGAUGCCGGCACGGCGCUGAAGAGGCUGGGCGGUGCUACGCUGGUCGUCUCGACGGCGCCGACGGCGGAUGUGAUGACCCCGUUGUUGAAGGGUUUGGGCAUGUUGGGAAAGUUGUUGAUUUUGUCGGUACCCGGCGAAGUCUCCAUCGACACAGCUGUUAUGCUUAAAUACGCCCUCUCGGUGCAGAUCUGGCCUGCCGGUCAUGCCACGGACACGGAGGAAGCGAUCGCCUUCACCGAACUACACAACAUCGACUGCAUGGUGGAAGAGUUUCCCCUGGAAAAGGCGAACGAUGCAUUUGACGCGAUGAUGAAGGGAACGGUGCGGUUCAGGGCCGUUAUUACCAUGGAGUAAGGAUCUACGAGAUCGAUGCAUUUGUCACGAU